CAAUCAGUAAGAAUGGUUGCGAAGAUAUUACAACUAAUAAUUGUUCUAGUAUCGAUGACAAAUAGUGUACACUGUUGUAGGUGUCGUGGUUAUUCUCACCCUCAAAAUCAAUUCUGCUCUGCUGAUUAUGUAUUGUAUGGCGAAGUCACCAAGGAAAAGCUUAUUCCAGGUGCACCCGAUGACGUAAACAAUAAUUUAGCUACUUGGGAAUAUACAUUGAAAAUUAUUUUCAAAAUGAAGGGUGUGACAGAAGGAGUUGGACAAGAUGUUGUCAUAGAGACAAGAGGAAAUGGUGCUCUCUGCGCUUUACUGUUGGCCAAUCUUAUAUUUUAA
Mytilus trossulus (common blue mussel) is the source of this 333-nucleotide messenger RNA. RefSeq names its product metalloproteinase inhibitor 2-like. The transcript is spliced from 3 exons. NCBI's taxonomy places the organism in Eukaryota, Metazoa, Mollusca, Bivalvia, Mytilida, Mytilidae. Gene Ontology annotation, molecular function: metalloendopeptidase inhibitor activity. Bases 13 to 333 code for a protein of 106 amino acids. The record is from RefSeq and is a predicted model, not a curated record.